ACGAGGGCAAACGUUGCGUGACACUCUCUACAACUGUCAUUGACUUUAUUGGACAGUGAUUAGUGAUAUGGUAUUAUAGUGCCGUAUUAUAGUGACGCUCAUGAAGGACAGUUCAAGUGGAUGGAGAUGAACUUUGAUGUUGUGUGUUGAACGGUCACUGAUGUUGGAUGAAAUUAUGACAGAAGGUUCCGAAGAUGAAAUAGAGGUUUCAUCCCAGCAUUCCGAUACAAACACCCAAUCUAUGGAGACAACGAUGAUUCCUCCUCAAACAGAUAACGAUCCUCAAUACACCACCCCCGAUAGCACCGACAAUUAUUACUCGCUCAUAGAAAAUAUCCCUAAUUCCGAGGAAAUAUUCGAAAAGGCUUCAAAUGGAAAGGUGGACAUGUUCUACUUGAAGGAAGUUAUUUUGGAUUCGAAUUUCAUUUUAGCUACUGGAAUCCUGCCAGGACAAUUGGAAUUGAAGGAGAAUGGAGUCUUUGCUAAGACUAGGAUAACGAAAGGGACGAGAUUUGGACCUUUUCUUGGGAAAUGGGCUAGUAAUCCACAGGAUGUCAGGUUCGCUUGGGAGGUGGUGGCUGGUUCUGGAGUAAGAGGAUGGCUAGACGGAUCCCUGGAUCAUCGAAAUUGGCUGAAAUUGAUCAAAUGUGCACCAAACAAGAAUGCUGCAAACGUUAGGCAUUUUUUGCAAGGUGGACAGCUAUGGUACGAGGCUGUCAAGGAUAUCUCAGGUGGUACCGAACUGAUCCUGGGUCCAAGAGAGCCGUUAAAUCUACAGGAUAUGUUCGGUGAUUCCCCAUCAGCUGAUGAAACUGCGGACCGAGAAACGGCCUCUCAGCAUAGUGGAACGGUAGACGAAAGAGAGGUGGAUGAAGAGGAUGAGACUCAGAUUCGGUGUUAUGUGUGUGAUCAGCCUUAUUUCAAUGUUGACGAGCUAGACGAACACCUGAUACUGAAGCACAAUCAUCAGAAAGAUAAGUUUAAAUGCAACUAUUGCUGUAAAUCCUACUCAGAUCGGCCCUGUUUGAUCAAGCACAAAGCUGUUGAACACGGAGAGACUAAGAAGUAUCACUGUGAAAACUGCCCAAAGAUCUUUACUGAUCCCAGUAAUCUGCAAAGGCAUAUUAGGACCCAUCACGUAGGAGCUCGCUCACAUGCAUGUCCAGAGUGUGGAAAGACAUUCGGGACAUCUUCAGGACUAAAACAACAUACACAUAUCCAUUCUUCUAUUAAACCCUUCCAGUGUGAAGUCUGCUUCAAGUCAUACACUCAGUUCUCGAACCUGUGUCGCCAUAAGCGGAUGCAUGCCGACUGUCGCAUGCGCAUCAAGUGCGUCAAGUGCGGCCAGUGCUUCACCACCGUGACGUCCCUGUCGAAGCAUAAGCGUUUCUGCGACCACAGCACACCGGCUACGGCGUUGUCCACCUCCUUGCAGCCCCCAUUUACUGGCAUGGCCAGCAACAACCCCUACAUGUUUAGGCCUACAGCCGCUGGGGGACCCCUGCCAUUUCCCUUCUCGUUGCCAUACCCGCCACUAUUCCCGCACGGAAUUUCCAUACCGCCAUUUAUGUAUAACGGGAUGAAUGGGAUGCCUAAGAGAGGGCUGAAUCAGCUACCAGACGAGCACUCAUCAGCUGCGCUAUCAGUGCCUCUAUCAAAGAAACUACGAUUGCAUAGUCCAGAUCAGUAUGUCAAUUCGGAAGUAAAAUCUGAAAGAAUCACACCUACCAGAGAGAUGGUGAAAAUGGAAAGAGAAGUGAAAAUAGAGAAGGAGACUUCCAUUGCAAGACCGCAGAGAAAUUCCCCUUCGGUAAAAUCGGAAUGGUACCCUGCUGCCAUGGAAUUUUCUACAGUGAAAUCAGAAACUUUGACUCCACCUAGAGAAAAUGCCAUGGUAUCGAAGAUAAGUCCACCUAAAGCAUCAGAAGCUGAUGUAGUUCCUUCACCAGCAAGGCCAAACAACACACAUGUUUCGCAUCCGGGUAGUUCAUGUACCAACAUGUCAGAAGACGAAGAACAUUUUCCAACAGAUUUAUCGAAGACCUCCGAGAAAAGUUUGACGGUACCUUCAUCUCCUAGUAGCGAAGAUGGAGAACAGCCUCUCGAUUUGAGUGGAUGGAAGAGAGCUCAGCUGGUACCAGAGAUGAAGGAAAAUUCGAGGUCUGAGCUCAGUCUCGCAAAACAGUCCCCAGAUCUCCCGGCAUCUCCCCACUCAGCAAAAGACGCACCAAUCGAAGUUACCGACGCAGAAGAAGAGAAAGCUCUCCAAAUGGAGAAGCUUCCCAACCCCCCGAUGGCUUAUCCGAGACCCAUCCAUCCUAUGCUGGACCCCUGCAGGCCUAAGUACCCUCCCUACAUGUGCUACGAGUCUCAGCAAGAGAGUGACAGGCUCCUGCACUCAGCCUAUAAUCAUCUAAGGUUUCCCUUUCUGCUGCCUCAUCAAAGGUUCGACCUGCCCAGACCUGGGAUGCAAGAAAUGGGAGGAAUCAGGCCUUUUCACAAUGUCAUGCAGCAGCAGAGUCAAAGCAAGAAAGAUAGGUACGCUUGUAAGUUUUGCGGCAAGCUCUUUCCCAGAUCAGCCAACCUGACCAGGCAUCUGCGGACACAUACUGGCGAGCAACCGUACAAAUGCAGAUACUGCGAGAGGUCUUUCAGCAUAUCCAGCAACUUACAGAGGCACGUGAGGAACAUUCACAAUAAGGAAAAGCCGUUCAAGUGUCCACUUUGUGAGAGGUGUUUUGGACAGCAGACCAAUUUGGACAGGCAUUUGAAGAAACAUGAAGCUGACGAUGGAAAUGGAGGCGUUCCAGUAGCAGACUCUCCAGGAAGCAGCAACGAAAACGAAAGGGAAGACGUCUACUUCGAUGAAAUCCGCACCUUCAUGGGCAAAGUCACUUGCGGAGCAACCGACUAUUACACCCCCACCCGACUUCAUGCCUCUCCUACCAACAAUGAAAAUGACAUUGACGUGGUGGGCAAAGACGAAGAUGACGAAGAAUCUUUCACUGCGGAAACAAGUACGGAGGAUUUUGAUACAAAGUUGAAACAGGAGAAAGAUGGAUUGUUGAAUAAUAAUGAUCAUCCGAUUGAAGUGUCUACCUAGUAACGUAGUAGGUUUUUUGAGGUUUGGGGUAUAUAGAAACAGGGCGAUACUGAAGACUAUGACACAUUUCUGAUAACCUCUUAGAUCAGCUAUUCAUUUCAUGUUAAACGGACUCGAGAAAAUCCACUCACGUUGGUACAGUAUCAACAAUAUGGAGGAAGCCUGGUUCGAAAUUUCGUGAUUACCAGACGCUUCUAGAAAAAUGCGUCUCAACAUAUUUCGGCAAAGUCGUAUAUUUUUUUAUUUCUUACUCAAGUUACUCACAAUUUUACUGCUUCAGGACAUUUUUUGGUAACACCAUGAUAAUGAGAUAAAUCAGUUUGUCGUCAGUUUGUUAAUCUGUAGCACGUGAAUUUUUAAUUCAAGCAAUUUUCCUAAUUAUGACUUUAAUGAUAUGUGAAAGCAAUAAUUCUCUAGGUAGUAGUAACAUUUUGUGGUGGACUUAUUGGCGAAAAUUAGAAAAAUACAAGGACAUGACUGAAGUUCGAUGUCCUGUAUUUCUUGAUCGUCUUUAAGCGGAAGAAAAAUUUCGGAAGGGGCUAUACACUAAAGACGUUGGAUAAAUGAAAAAUAGAACAAUAUUAUAUAUCCAGUUCUUCAGCUAAAAUCACCUGUGGUGUCAUGGCCUGUGAGUUUUUAGAGAGUAAUAUAAUGGCCUUUGUUUCUAUAUACCGCAGGAGCAUCAUAUGGGCUGUACAUUCUUGAAAAAAUAUUGUAUAAUAUAUUUAUUAUGUGAUUUUAGGCUAAAGUCUACCUAGAUUUAAGAAUCUUGUUGUACAUAGAUUGUAGAAGGCAUACCACCUUAAGUCAUCGAUAUCUUAAUUAAGAAUUUUAAAAGUUCCUACACACGAAAUCUACAUAUUAAACUUUCGACAUAUCUUAUAACGCACUGUCAAAUUAAUGUAACUAGCACGUUCUAUAGAUUGCUUUUUAUUAACUGUCACGCUUUGUUAGACUUUAGGUAUCACACUCUUUACGUCUCAAAAUAUAUUUUAAAGUCACCAAUCUCUCAGUUGAAUGAGAUGAAUUGCAUGAAAUGGCACACCUCUGAGCUUCUUCCAGAAACCAUGUGAGCUCAAUGGCAAUAAUGGGGUUCAUGAGAUCAUUCCGAAGACUAUACUGUUUUGAAAUGUUAGCUUAGCCUAACACAAGCAAAUAGAUUACUACUCACAAUGAUUAAAAUGUUGGAAAUAUUUUUGAGUUGGUGACCAUCUCUCAAGUGUAAUACAAAAUUAAUAUAACCGAAAACACAUUUAAUUGAUCAAAAGCAUCUCGGUAAACAAACUCAAAAUGAAUUUAUAUAGUAAUUAGAACUUUUUUCACGCCAGUUUUCUUAACGCUGUGAAUACUAUCUUUACCAAAACCGGUUUCUGUGUAAAUAUUUGUAGAUAAGUUAAUAUUUGUUGAUUAAUUGUACUUAUCAAUGUUUUAGAUGAUAAAUGAAUGUGUUCAUGUAAGCAAUGUACGGUUUAUGCGGAAAAAAAUUGGAAAAAUGUAUAUAACGAUGUUUCGUAUAAUGUUGAUAUUGCUCGGUUAAAUACAAAAUGGUUCACGGAUAAAAACUCCUAAGAGGAUAAACACUGUUACGAGGAUCUCCAGAGAUAAUUUUUCAGCCCGUUUUUGUAUAAUAAAUGUUUAAGGUUCCAGUUUUUCUAAAGAUUUUUUAUCCAAACUCUUCUAAAAUGUAUAAUGCUAAAUAAUAAUUAUUUCUGAUUUUCUAUACAUUCUUUGGUAGGCUCCAAUAAUAUUUUGCUUCACGGUCAAACUAUGAAAAUAGACGUAUUUACCAAAAACUUUUAAUGUUGAGUGCAGUGCUUUUCGUGAAUCAUAGUGUGUUUCAAAUUAAAUCAUUCGACAUUCAAAAGUAUUAUUUAUUUUGAAAUAGUGAAAUUCGAACCAAAGGUUAAUAAUAUGUAUUUUUAUUUUUUGUAAUAAAUCUUAUCGCUAUAGCAAUGGACGUACUAGGGUAGAGUUUAAAAAUCAGUUUUUACUAUAUCACUAAUAAAUCAAUAAAUAGGUUAUUGACACUGACUGUACA
Acanthoscelides obtectus is the source of this 5141-nucleotide messenger RNA. NCBI's taxonomy places the organism in Eukaryota, Metazoa, Arthropoda, Insecta, Coleoptera, Chrysomelidae. The record is from the annotation of a GenBank genome assembly.